Paraglomus brasilianum is the source of this 822-nucleotide messenger RNA. Lineage: Eukaryota; Fungi; Glomeromycota; Glomeromycetes; Paraglomerales; Paraglomeraceae. The record is from the annotation of a GenBank genome assembly.
AUGGAACCAUUUGAGUCAUCAUUUAUUCCAACAUUACGAACGUCUUCCAGAACAAAUACGGUAUAUGCGCUUCGGUUACGUAAGGCGGAAGUAGAGAUACAGAAACUUGUCACAGAAAACUUCGAACUGAGAGCCGUUAUAGCACAACUAAAGACCGAAGUCAGCAGACUGAAGACUGAUAAAGAUACUGGUAAUAAGUUCUAUCAAAACACGUUGAAGUCCAGUAGCGAUAAAAUCACAAGCAUAUUGCACAAACUACACAAUGCAGUUGACGCUCUAAAUGUGUUGGUCGAUGAAGAUGUUAGGAACUCUCAAGAUGACAAGUACUCUUGGACUCAAAUACUCGAUGAAAAUUUUCAAACUUCUGAAGGAUAUCGUUCCACUACAAAUAGUAAUUUGGAUAAGUGGACCGAAAAGGUGCCAGAGAAAAGGAAACUUCAAAAUCCGAUUUCCUCAUACAUAAAGGACGCGAGAAUGCUAGCAAGUAUAAACGAAACCGCCGAAGAACAAUCCACACUUGAAGAACGUGUAAUGCGUUCGACGCAAAGACAGGAACCAUCUCAACUGCAACUCCAAACUACAGAAUUUGAUUACCAAACUACAGAAUUUGACUAUAUUCCAUCUCAACUCAACAUUACUUAUGACAUUUCACCGCAAACCAAGAUAGAUUCACGCGCUAUAAUGGACGAUCUAAUAACCGCGGUGAGGCGACCAAACGAUUUAAGUACAAUAUACACAGAGCAUCCAAUAUCACAAGAAGACAUUUCUGAAGGACGACCAGAGCAGAUAAAAGAGAGAAAAGACGGUAUAGCUGUAUACUGA